Molecule: messenger RNA, 1575 nt
Organism: Acytostelium subglobosum LB1
Lineage: Eukaryota; Evosea; Eumycetozoa; Acytosteliales; Acytosteliaceae
Exons: 3
Coding region: 1-1575 (524 amino acids)
Biological process (GO): centrosome duplication; mitotic spindle organization; establishment or maintenance of microtubule cytoskeleton polarity
Cellular component (GO): kinetochore; spindle pole; microtubule plus-end
Molecular function (GO): microtubule plus-end binding; microtubule plus end polymerase activity
Source: RefSeq, a predicted model, not a curated record
AUGCCUGCUCCAAUGGCCAUCACGACAUCACCCAUAAAGCAACAUCAACAACCUCAACAGCCACAACCUCCUCAAACACCAACAAAAGCUACUACUACAUCAACAACUUCGACUACCAAUCCCACAACUGACAAACUAUCAGAGCUGUAUAGGAUGUCAGAGGAUCAGUCUUGGAGCAUAAGAAAACAGGGUAUAACCGAGGUCUUUAUACCCUUGAUAUCAAAUGAGAAGAUGGCCAGCUCACUUAGCCAUCAAGACUAUCAAAGGAUCUCUUCCACACUGGCCAAACUACUUGGUGACAGCAACAUCUUUGUAAUCCUGACCUGUAUCAAUGCCAUUGAACUAUUGGCCAAACGGUUGUCCAAGGAUACCUUUAACAACUAUAUCACUCCACUCUUUCCCACGAUGCUUGAUAGCUUCAAGGAGAAACGGCCACAACUCAGCGACUCUAUCCACGCAUGUCUGAACACAAUCAUGGAGAAGCAGUUGAGCAUCAAAGAUGUGUUGGACCCCAUACUCAAUGUGUUGGGAAACAACACACAUAAACAGGCAUCAAAGUUGAAGUUGGAAACAAUGAUUUGGUUAAAGAGAAUGAUACUCAGUCCAACAUCUCAAGGGUACCGCGACAAACUACCAGAGAUCAUCAAAGCAUUAGUAUUGGUCUUGGAUGACCCAUUGAAAGAGACUAGGGACAUUGCCCUUGUAAAUUUAUGUACACUAAUGGUGAUCUAUGGCGAGAAGGAUGUACUCCCAUUGCUGGAACCAAUCUUGGACGGUACCAAGAUAGCUUCAAUACGCGAGGGUACAAAGGAUGUGGUCAUCCCCCUGACACAUUGGUCGCGCCCAAAGAAGGGUGCCACAUUGUCACGAGGCAGCAUGGCCUCUGUAAGCCCGCGAGCCUCACUCAACAUAUCGGCGUCCAGGCAACAGAAUACCCCAACAACAGCCACUGAUGGACAUGAUCAAUCAAGGCGUAUGCUCAAAGAUAUGCAAUCAGAGAUGGACGAGUAUUCUCAACGAAUGAGCGAGAAAAUGCGCCAGCUAAUGAGGACAAUGGAGGAUGAAUAUGCCUCGCUGCAGGACAGGAUCAUGCAAGGCACGCAGGGCGAUGCCAACGUGCCACACACAUCACACGCAGAGUCAGACUCUAGCUUCUACGAGACGUUAAAUAUGGAGCUGACAAAGGAGCUCCAGAGCGAGAAGGACAAGAAGAAGGAGCUGAUUUGCCGUGUACAGACACUGGAGCAACAGGUGGCCGACAUUCAGCAGAUGUGUCACGCGCUCACCGACGAGAAGAUGAGGCUACAAGAGACCAUGAUCAAACAGAGCGAAGAGAUUGACGAGCUGAAUGAGAUGAUUGACAGUGACGAGCAGAUGCAACAGGACCUGCUGGAUGAGAUCGAGCGACUGAAAGGCAGCACUAUCACCGUGGGCUCAUUCAAUGAUCCCAAUCGAUACCUGGUCGAGCUGCCCAAGAACAUCAUCGACAUGUUGCCACCAGAUGAACUAGAGUUGUUUGAAGAAGUGUACCAGGCCAACGUGCGCAUAAUCCAAGAGGCCAAAGAGAGGUUGUAG